This is a messenger RNA of Arvicanthis niloticus (Nile rat), 3776 nucleotides long. It is a transcript of the gene Usp1, whose product is annotated as ubiquitin specific peptidase 1. Gene Ontology annotation, cellular component: nucleus; cytosol. NCBI's taxonomy places the organism in Eukaryota, Metazoa, Chordata, Mammalia, Rodentia, Muridae. The record is from RefSeq and is a predicted model, not a curated record. Gene Ontology annotation, biological process: regulation of DNA repair; protein deubiquitination. Gene Ontology annotation, molecular function: cysteine-type endopeptidase activity; cysteine-type deubiquitinase activity.
GGGCGUGAGCGAGCCUCCUGCGCGCCAGCCCGGCCUCCUGCGCAGCGCGCGCCUCUGCGAGGACCCGCGCGAGCUGCCCGUGUCGCUGCCUGCGCUGUUUAAACUGCAGAACCCGUUAGGCCCCGGGAGGAACUACCGUUCCAGCUGGUUCCCGAGCCGAGCGUGCCGGGGGCAAGGGGCGGUCGCGCGGCGGCUCGCGCCUUUCGCGCCUCUGCAACGUGGAGAGGAGAACCGGCACUUUCCGUGGACGCCACCUCCAGCCCUGACGCUGGCGCGGGCGGGGGUUCACUCGCGGGGGUCCUGAGACUGAGGAAAACGCGCCAAGUUCCCCUCGGCGGCCGAGCGGGGACCCUGCGGCUCGGGAGCGCCGCCACCGCUGUGCGCCCGUAGCCCUCCCGGCCGGGCUGCGCCGGGGAUGUAGUGGGGCCGCGGCGGGCAGGACCGAGCGGCGGCCCGGCUCCCGCUCCGCGGACGAAUGGUCACUCCCCCGCGGGAGGCGCCCACCAGCGAUCCCUCUCCCGGGACGGCGGCGGGGCUCACCUGUCGCGCCCGCACUCUGCCCGGCUGGUCUCCCCGGCGGCGGGGCCGCGGACUCGCUCAGGACCAUGACCGGAUUUAAUUGGUGAUUACAGCUUCCUUCAAUAAGUUAAUUCUCGUCAACUCCUUGCAAUUUUGAAAGAAAAUGCCUGGCGUCAUACCUAGUGAAAGUACUGGGCUUUCAAGAGGCAGUCCAUCCAAGAAAAACAGACUGUCUUUGAAGUUUUUUCAGAAAAAGGAAACUAAAAGAGCCUUAGACUUUAUUGAUUCUCAAGAAAAUGAAGAAAAAACUUCUGAAUAUAGAGGAUCUGAGAUUGAUCAGGUUGUUCCUGCUGCACAGUCCUCACCAAUAAGCUGUGAGAAGAGAGAAAACUUGUUACCAUUUGUUGGACUGAAUAACCUUGGCAAUACUUGUUAUCUGAAUAGUAUUCUUCAGGUGUUAUACUUUUGUCCUGGUUUUAAGACUGGAGUGAAGCACUUAUUUAAUAUUAUUUCAAGGAAGAAAGAAGCUCUGAAGGAUGACGCUAAUCAGAAGGAUAAGGGAAGCUGCAAAGAAGAUCCUUUGGCAAGUUAUGAGCUUAUAUGCAGUUUACAGUCCUUAAUAAUUUCAGUUGAACAGCUUCAGGCUAGUUUUCUCUUAAAUCCAGAGAAAUAUCCGGAUGAACUUGCUACACAGCCAAGGCGACUGCUCAACACACUAAGGGAACUCAACCCUAUGUAUGAAGGAUAUCUACAGCAUGAUGCACAGGAAGUGCUACAGUGUAUUCUGGGAAACAUUCAAGAAACAUGCCAAUUCCUAAAAAAAGAAGAGAUAAAAAACUUGGCCGAAUUAUCCAGCAAGGCUGAAGAAAAAGCGCUUCAGAAAGAGGAAACAAAUGGAAUUAACAGCACAGAGAUUGACAGUAUGAGGAAUCUGGAGGACUUUAAAGACCAACUCCCAAAAGGAAACUGGAAAAGAAAAAGCGACAGUGAAUCGGGUAACAUGAAGAAAAAGGUUAAAUUGUCCAGGGAAUCCCAGCCAUUGGAAGAAAACCAGAGACAAACCAGGUCAAAAAGAAAAGCUACUGGAGACACACUAGGGGUUUCUCCUAAAAUCACCCCCAAGUGUGUUUCUGAAAAUGAGAGUGCAAAGCCCUCACAGAAUAAAUCAAAAGUUAAAAUCAAUUGGUUAAAGCCGGCCACUAAGCAACCCAGCAUUCUUUCUAAGUUCUGUAGUCUUGGGAAAAUAACAACCAACCAGCGCUCCAAAGGACAAUCUAAAGAAAACGAGGGUGAUCUUGAAGAAGACUUGGAGAAGUACGGAAGUGACAACACAGUUAAUGGUGGUCCCGAGUCUCUGGGAAGUAUCGAUGCACCUGUGGACAGUGGUGAAGCUAAGUCCGUAAACAAAGGUGCCGAGCAGAUUGGCUUUGAGCUAGUAGAGAAACUGUUUCAAGGUCAGCUAGUAUUAAGGACUCGUUGUUUGGAAUGUGAAAGCUUAACAGAAAGAAGAGAAGAUUUCCAGGAUAUUAGUGUUCCAGUACAAGAAGAUGAGCUUUCCAAAGUCGAGGAGAGCUCUGAAAUUUCUCCAGAGCCAAAAACAGAAAUGAAAACCUUGAGAUGGGCAAUUUCACAGUUUGCUUCAGUGGAGAGAAUUGUAGGAGAGGAUAAAUAUUUCUGUGAAAAUUGCCAUCAUUAUACGGAAGCAGAGCGAAGUCUCUUGUUUGAUAAAAUGCCUGAAGUUAUCACUAUUCAUCUGAAGUGCUUUGCUGCUAGUGGCUUGGAGUUUGAUUGUUAUGGUGGUGGACUUUCCAAGAUCAACACUCCUUUACUGACACCUCUUAAACUGUCCCUAGAAGAAUGGAGCACAAAGCCGACUAAUGACAGCUAUGGAUUAUUUGCUGUUGUGAUGCACAGUGGCAUUACUAUCAGUAGUGGGCACUAUACUGCAUCUGUUAAAGUCACCGACCUUAACAGUCUAGAACUUGAUAAGGGCAAUUUUGUGGUUGACCAGAUGUGUGAAAUAGGUAAGCCAGAGCCACUGAAUGAGGAGGAAGCAAGGGGGACAGCUGAAAAUUAUGAUGAAGAAGUAUCAAUUAGAGUUGGUGGAAAUGCCCAGCCAAGUAAAGUUUUGAACAAAAAAAAUGUGGAAGGUAUUGGACUUCUUGGAGGACAAAAGAGCAAAGCGGAUUAUGAGCUGUACAACAAAGCAUCUAGUGCUGACAAGGUAGUCGGGACAGCAUUCACUGACAGUAGAAAUUCUGAAACUAAUGAUACUAAUGGGACCCACGAAUCUGACAGGAACAAGGAAUCCAGUGACCAAACAGGCAUUAACAUGAAUGGACUUGAGAACAAAAUUUCCUAUGUAGUGCAAAGCUUAAAGGAGUAUGAAGGGAAGUGGUUGCUUUUUGAUGAUUCUGAAGUAAAAGUUACAGAAGAGAAAGACUUUCUGAAUUCUCUUUCUCCUUCUACAUCUCCUACAUCUACUCCCUACUUGCUAUUUUAUAAAAAAUUAUAGUGAGUAUAUUUUCCUUGUAAAUAUUAAACAGACCUGGACAGACGUUGGUAAAGUUGAUUACAUCUAAGAUCUUUAGUUUAUCUUUUGAAGCUAUUGGAUAUUAUUGGUCUCUCUAGGCUUUUAUAUAAAUAGUGAGAUUUUAAAUACUGAAAACCAUGUUAAUUUUUAGAAUCAUUUUCCUUAGUAGAGACUAGUGAUGGAUAAGCUGGGAACAAACUUGUGUAGAUUCUAAAUGAUCCAAAAUGGAAGCUUGUGAAACACUUAACACUUUUGGAUUUACAUGAUCUUUUGUGUUUGCUUUUUAAAAUAAAGUGCUUGUAUUUGUAUUCUCCAUAUUUUGGAGUAAUUAUCUACUUGAUGUUUAUAGGUCUGGCUUUUUCACCCAAGAAACAAUCUCAUUCAGUAUAUUUAGUUUUAUAAUAGUCAUGAAGCCAAAUCUUUGGGCUGUAUCAGAGGCACAAAGUCUAGAAUAUGUAUAUUCACAAUGGUAUAUAUUUUGUGCCUUGAAUAACUUUGGAAAGUGUCUCAGAAAACCUGGCAAUCCCCUCUAUCUUCAUAAGAAUUUUAUAUGUAUUUAUGAAGAUGACUCUGUACUCUAGUCAAUCUUUUUGGCAUGACUAAUUUGUAUCUCUAUCCUCAUUCUGCACGAUCUGUACAUAGUACAUCAACUUAGAGGUGUGACCUUUAACUUUUUUUAAAAACUGGGAGGUCAAUAAAAUUUAAACUGUUUAACAACUAUGUA